This is a messenger RNA of Numida meleagris (helmeted guineafowl), 3501 nucleotides long. RefSeq names its product fructosamine 3 kinase (gene FN3K). Bases 907 to 1836 code for a protein of 309 amino acids. The transcript is spliced from 6 exons. The record is from RefSeq and is a predicted model, not a curated record. NCBI's taxonomy places the organism in Eukaryota, Metazoa, Chordata, Aves, Galliformes, Numididae. Gene Ontology annotation, biological process: fructosamine metabolic process.
UUUGAACAAAUAUUGUAGGGUCUGGGUUGCAAGAAUGGUGUACUUCAUAACUGAGAGCACCUGUGCACUUUGAGUACUAAGGGAUUAAACUGAGUGGCACCAAGGGCUCUUCUUUCUGUGUAUUACAGAUUAUGAAAUGAGAUAAAAAGGUGAAAUUAUUUCCUAAAAAAAAAAACAGAUUAACUCAGGGGAAGCACAUAGGAACAGUAACAUCCCAAAUUUAUUUAUUAUCAGUUUUAUGCUUUUACUCUGAAUUUUCACUCUAACAUCCAGCCACAAGCAGCUUGCUAUUUUACUGAAUUGAAGGUGUUUCCAGGCAGUAAAAAGCUCUUGAUUCUUGCAACAUCAUGUCCUGAGAGAGAUCUCAGCAAUGACAGCAGAACUCCAGUCCAUGCAAGCAGAGAGAAAAUGAAAUACUUUCCAUAUAUUUACGUUAGCUGUCCUAGCAGCAUGAUUUACUAGCGGACUGAAAAUUUGUUGCUCAUAUCUUUAAGAACCGCAACAAUGCAGCAGACAGCGUGAUUUGUAGCGUUGCAUUUAGACUCCCUCUGGUGGAUUUGUUGAAGAGUUACUCUUCUACUAAAGCAAACACGGAGCUUAAAAAAGAAAAACGGGUUCAAACUACAAAUACCAGCAGCUCUCAGCGCUGUUGAGAAAGGACCCAGGACACACCUCUCAAUUUUAUUCUACGAAUAUUUUUUUCUUCUAUGUGAGCCGAUGGGAAGCAAGGCACUUGGGAACGUUAUCUCUGAAUUAAUUUUUUUUUUGGCUGCUGUUUUUUUUUUUUAUUUGGUGGAUAGCCCUCCCUACCUCGUAGCAGCGUGACAGUGAAAGAAGGACCCAAACCUUUAAUCUUGUUUUGCACUGGAUUUAGCAGGAGACAGUUGCAGAAGCCUGGGAAUUACCAUGGAAAAGAUCCUGAAAACAGAAUUGAAAACUUCAGUUCUGAAGGCCUUUGGGAGCUCGGGAGGAGGAUAUAUUAGCCAAGGCCAAGCUUAUGAAACAGACAGUGGACGAAUAUUUGUUAAAAUCAACCACAAGGCUCAGGCUAGAAAAAUGUUUGAGGGGGAAAUGGCAAGUUUAGAAGCAAUUCAAAAAACCAAUAUUGUGAGAGUGCCUCAGCCUAUUAAAGUAAUUGACCUUCCUGGAGGCGGAGCAAUGUUUGUCAUGGAGUACCUAAAGAUGAAGAACCUCAACAAAUAUUCUUCAAAGCUUGGAGAGCAGAUAGCAGAUCUUCAUCUUUACAACCAGAAACUUGGAGAGAAAUUGAGAAAGGAAGGAAGUACAAUUGGUAAAGGAGCCAGUUACUCUGAAUUUCAGUAUGUGGAUAAGUUUGGAUUCCAUAAGGCCACUUGCUGUGGUUAUAUACCACAGGUGAAUGAAUGGCAGAGUGAUUGGCCUUCUUUCUUUAUUCGUCACAGACUCCAAGCUCAACUGGAUUUGAUUGAAAAAGAUUAUGGAGACAGAGAAGCAAGAGAACUUUGGUCACAGCUAAAGGUAAAGAUUCCUGAAAUGUUUUCUGACGUAGAAAUUGUUCCUGCUCUCCUGCAUGGGGACCUGUGGGCAGGAAAUGUGGCUGAGGAUGACUCCGGGCCGAUUAUCUUUGACCCUGCUUCCUUUUAUGGCCAUUCAGAGUUUGAGCUGGCCAUUGCUGGAAUGUUUGGUGGGUUUAGCAGCUCAUUUUUCUCUGCCUAUCACAGUAAAAUACCCAAAGCUCCAGGGUUUGAGAAACGAAAUAAAUUGUAUCAGCUCUUUAAUUACAUAAACCACUGGAACCAUUUUGGGACAGGGUACAGAGGAUCUACGAUAAAUGUGAUGAGAAAACUUUUAAAGUAACCAGACAGGGACUAAGUAAUUUCUCAAAACUAAGUAAUUAGCAGUUUCUGCUUAUCAGAAGUAACACAAGCUAGGAAUCAGUGUUGAUGAUAAAACACGUGACAAGGCUUAGUACACUUUUGAGCCUCACUAAAUGUUAAAAGUGAUUGCCUAAUGUUUAAUUUACACAGUAAUUUACUAGCACGGAUUCAUAUGAAGAAAAGGACUGCAUUGUUUAUGAAGACUCCACUAGGCUGGGAAGUAGCAUUACAGUCAACCUAACCUUAUUCUGUACAGAGUCUCACUUCCUAGCUGCUGCAUUUCCACAGUUGUUUGCAACUUGCCGCUUCUGUUGCUCUCUCAGCAGCUACAUUACUCCCAGUAACGACUGGGAGUUACUGUUUUGGGACUGGACUGUGGUGCUGGAAGUAAUCACUGGUUUCUUACCUCCCCCCCGCCCCCAUUUGUUUUGCUUUGCUUUAGUUUUCCCUUCUGUCUUUGUUUCUAUCCUUCUACCCAUUUAUGUUUGUCUUUGUUUCUUUCCCAUGUAAGGGUUAUGAUCCAAAAUUUAAGUCAGAUUUUAUGAAUGUGAAAAUAAAAACAUUCUUUUUCAUUUAAAGGUAGGCAGGGCCCUUCGGACUGCAACAGAUGCUAGCAUUCCUACUAUUUAUUUUAAUUUAAUGUAAUUAAAUGUUUUCUUGUGUUUCCCUGAGAAAUUCAGUUGAGUAGUAUUUCUUAAAAAUGAUGUUACUGUAGUUCCUUGGUAAUUAAUUAUAUGGUCAGAAAAUGGAUUGUUACCACUAGUUAGAUAAUAACAUAGCUUUAAUAGUCUGCAUUGUGUGUUAUACUCUGAUAGUAACAAUUAAAUAACUAUGAAAACAUAGCAAACAGUAGGAGGGAUACUUGUUUUCAUAACAAUUAACAGUUUUGCUGUGUUGGUUGGUGCCUGAUGUAUUUUACUUUUAGAAAAUAAUGUACAAUAGGCAAAACUAGUCUGUUCUGCCACUGCUGCUUUAUCGAAGGAACGGUGUCAAACUGGAUGGCUUUAUAAUCUUUUUUAGUAUUCCUAACAUUCUAUUUUUAUAGAAAAUUGUGAGGAUGUGGGGAGAAAACUGUGCAAUAAAGACACUAGCAUACAAUGUGAGUGACAGUACAUUAACAACAUUUUUUUUUUAAUGAAAGUAGUAAAAAAAAAUGAGUAUGGUCCAACAAAUGCGUAAGUGAAUCAGGAAAUUGGAAUGAGAAUGAUAGAACUUGCAUUUUCAGGAUUCAGAUGGUUGUAGUGACUAAUACCCAAAAUGUUAUAUUCAGAAAUAUCAAAUAACUUCAUCUAAGUUUUCAGUGGCUGUGCUAUAAUGAUUUCUUAAAAUUUGUAAUUUAUACUAUUUAGAAAAGAAUUAUCUAAAUAUAAUACACUAUUAUUAGGGUUUGGUUUUUUUUUUUUUUACUUGAUUUUGGGCUACAAUUAGUGGGGUUAUAACACUUGAUACAAUUAUAGCAGUGGAAAAAUAGAGUGAGAAUACAGUUGAAGUUGUAGCUGAUAGCUGGAGGAUUCCAGUCUGACAAAACAAUGAAGUGCUGAGUACUGGCAUUUAUUCAUGUUUGCAAUUCAGGUAUUGCACUGAAAAUACAUAUGAGCUUAAGAUUUAUUGUUGUCCAAUAAAAUACUUGCAUUGCAGAAACUAA